Tachysurus fulvidraco (yellow catfish) is the source of this 343-nucleotide messenger RNA. It is a transcript of the gene meig1, whose product is annotated as meiosis/spermiogenesis associated 1. The coding region runs from base 1 to 267 and encodes 88 amino acids. The transcript is spliced from 2 exons. Gene Ontology annotation, cellular component: nucleus. Lineage: Eukaryota; Metazoa; Chordata; Actinopteri; Siluriformes; Bagridae. The record is from RefSeq and is a predicted model, not a curated record.
AUGUCAGGAGAUAACAACUCCCAGCCCAAGUCCAUGAGCCGAGCGAGGAUGUGGACGGAUGAUGUGGAGAAUCUCUACAGAUUUCAGCAGGCAGGCUACAGGGAUGAGCUGGAGUACAGGCAAAUUAAACAAAUGGAGAUUGACCGCUGGCCAGAAACAGGGUUCGUAAAGAAGCUUCAGCGCCGAGACAACACGUUUUAUUACUAUAGCAAAAAGCGGGAGUGUGAGGACAGAGAGGUGCACAAAGUCAAGGUGUAUGUGUACUGACCUGCUUUGGCACUUCUGGCUUUAUGUCUAUCUCUCUUCUGGUGAUUUUUAAUAAAGACUGCAAGCUGAAAGAUCA